Saccharomycodes ludwigii is the source of this 1767-nucleotide messenger RNA. It is a transcript of the gene ERO1, whose product is annotated as ER oxidoreductin. Gene Ontology annotation, cellular component: endoplasmic reticulum membrane; endoplasmic reticulum. Gene Ontology annotation, molecular function: protein-disulfide reductase activity; FAD binding; thiol oxidase activity. NCBI's taxonomy places the organism in Eukaryota, Fungi, Ascomycota, Saccharomycetes, Saccharomycodales, Saccharomycodaceae. Bases 1 to 1767 code for a protein of 588 amino acids. Gene Ontology annotation, biological process: protein folding in endoplasmic reticulum. The record is from RefSeq and is a predicted model, not a curated record. The transcript has a single exon.
AUGAAUAUGAAAAUAUUAAAUAAGUCAGUGGUAUUAUUAUCCUUAUUACCGUUUCUCACUCUAGUAAGUGCAUCAGAAAAUGUCACUGCCAAUGAUACCGAAGUAACCGACGAAAGCAAAAAUAAUUUUUGUAGGAUUGAUAAAGAUGAAAAUGUUGGUGCCACCUGUGAUAUAACGUUUAAAGAGAUUAACGAAAUUAAUGGGAAAAUAAGACCGGAAUUGUUGAAUAUUGUGCAUAGUGAUUUUUUCAAAUAUUUUAAACUAGACUUAUAUUCUCAGUGUCCAUUUUGGAAUGAUAAUAAUGGAUAUUGUGUGAAUAGAGCAUGUGCUGUUGACGUUAUUGAAGAUUGGGACAAAUUGCCAAGUUAUUGGCAACCUGAGGUUUUGGGUGAAUUAGAUAAAAGUGGUUCAGAAGAAACUUCCUUAGACACACAAGAUGAAUUUUUAAAUCAUUUAUGUGAUAAUAAAGGACCUAACAAGAAUAUACGGGCCACUACUAAUACCAAUAACUAUGGAUUAGUUGGGAAACAAGAUAUUGAGUAUUGCGAUGUUGAUGAAUUUUCCAAAAAGACUGCAGCUUUGGUUGACUUAACAGCCAAUCCAGAGAGAUUUACCGGGUAUGGUGGUGAACAAUCCUCGUUGAUCUGGUCAUCAAUUUAUAAAGAAAAUUGUUUUAUUGAUAACAAGAAUAAGAAUGAUACUAGUGAUAACCAAUGUUUGGCUAAAAAAGUUUUUUUCAGAUUAAUAUCUGGUCUACAUGCUUCUAUUGCUGUUCAUUUAUCUAAUGAUUACUUGAAUACGGAAACUGGUAAGUGGGGGCCCAACUUGGAGUUAUUCAUGGCCAGAGUUGGUAAUUUUCCCGAAAGAGUUGCCAAUAUUUACUUUAAUUAUGCUAUAGUUUCCAAGGCUAUUUACAAAAUUUCUCCCUUUUUGGAAAAUUUGGAUUUUUGUAAUGAUUAUGAUGAAAAAACCAAAGAAAGGAUAAUGCACAUAGCUUCCAAUUUGAAUACUAAAAUUUUUAAUGAGGAUCUAUUAUUCCAAGACGAUUUGACUUCGGAAUUUAAGGACCAAUUUAGAUCCCGUUUUAAAAAUGUUACCAGAAUUAUGGAUUGUGUUCAUUGUGACAGAUGUAGAUUAUGGGGGAAAGUGCAAACCACUGGAUAUGCAACAAGUUUAAAAAUAUUAUUUGAGAUGGAUGAUCAAGACGCAUCAAGCGUGGUUAAUAACCUAACAAAAUACGAGUUAAUUGCGUUGUUUAAUACAUUUGACAGAAUAUCACAAUCUGUCCAAUCUAUUAAUAAUUUUGAAAAAUUAUACUACAAGAAAAUCAACAGUAAUAAUGUAUUUGCCAAUCUUUUCUCCAAAAACAAUUUUUUCAAAAUGUUGCAAAGUUUCGUAUCAAACGUAUCUAAUAAAAGUGAAAAAGUGCUCGUCAAUACUGGUGCCAACACAGUUAAUACUAGGGAUGAUAAGGAUGUUACACCGGCUGACGCUUUCAAAGACAUUAAAAUGCCAGCUACUAAGAAUCGCAAGCCAACUAGUGAAAAUAACAUCAAGAAUAGGUGGCAUCAGGCUUUUGAAACGGAAUGGCAUAACUAUAAAGAAGCAGUUAGGUUCAUUUUGCGUAGCUACGCCGAUUUACCCAGAAAUGUUUAUAAUAUAAUUGUUAGGAAGGUUAGUUCAAUUUGGAAUUCAUUUGUUGGUGUGGAUAAUUAUCUUCCAGUUCAAGAUUCUAAUCCUAAUGUUUAUACAUUAGAUUUCCAUUAA